AUGGGGGUUUACCUAAGCACACCUAAAAUUGAUAAAACAUCCGAUGAUGGUGAGAAUGAGAAACUGAGAUAUGGAGUCUCAUCCAUGCAAGGAUGGCGCACAUCAAUGGAAGAUGUUCAUGCUGCUUUACUUGACUUGGACAACUCCACAUCUUUCUUUGGCGUUUAUGAUGGCCAUGGAGGGCAGGCAGUCUCUAAGUUCUGUGCCAAGUAUCUUCACCAGCAACUCCUGAAGCAGGAAGCUUAUGCUGCUGGUGAUAUUGGAACUGCUGCCCAUAAAUCUUUUCUCAGUGGCUUGUUAAGCUCUUUCAAUCUGUUGGGACAUACAACACCUAUCCAGGCUGGAUCCCUUCUACUUCUGGGCCCAUUUCUUGAUUACUGGUUAACAGAAAAGAGAGUCAACAUGUUUAAAUAUGAUAUUUCCUCUAUGGAUUUCUUGGUGUUAUUGAUAGAGGAUAAGGAAUUGGUCGAAAAUCCUAUGAUUGAUGCUUGGUUGCUGAAGAAUAGAAAAAGUCCCUGGGUUGGGAAGAAAGAAGGGUUACAAGGAUGUUGGAUCUUUUAUUGA
Messenger RNA from Lactuca saligna, 564 nucleotides. The record is from the annotation of a GenBank genome assembly. NCBI's taxonomy places the organism in Eukaryota, Viridiplantae, Streptophyta, Magnoliopsida, Asterales, Asteraceae.